GAGGCUGGCGAGGCCGCUACCGCUCGCGACACCGGAGGGGGCGCGCUGCAAAGGCGGGCAGCCGAGCCAGGGGAUCCCGGGAGCGCAGUCGGACACCCUCCGGAGGGAAGAAAUGAGGUAGCGACCGUCCCCGGAGCCGACCAUGCGCACGCCCCGCCCUCGGAGCCCGGCGCUGCCCUGGCGGAGCCAGUCCGGACAGUGAGCCGGCGAAGCCCGAGUCCCCGGCGUCCUGCGGGAGAGAAGAUGCAGUGAGCCACGGCGGGACUGCUGCGCUGGGCCCGCGGCGGCCAGCCGGACCCACCAUCUGAGCGCACUUGGGGCAAGCAGCUGAUUCUGGGACCCGCUCAGCCGAGGGGCUCUCUGCCUCCAGCACCCCUUGGGGGUGGGGAGCAACGAACCCUGGGCACACUCGCGGUUGAGUUUCCUCGGUUUCUGGCCCUAGCCCUGGGGAUUGUGUGUGUGAGUGUGAGAGGGGGCCCCUUUUCACCUUCGCCGAGGAGUUCCUGCGUAUUCUCGCACCAUCCCGGCUGCUUUUGCUGCACGCGCGCAUCCCUUUUUUCUAAAGACAUUUUCUGCUCCACUCUCGUGCUUUCUCUCAUUUUUCUUGCCCAAGACUCUUUGCCCUGGUCCUGCCCAGGCUGGGGUAAAUCUGUGUGCUCCUCCCUCCCCCCAUCCCCCUCCUUGCAGCUAAAUCCUCUUUAAAAAAAUUCUACCCGCUACCUCUUUCGGCGGGGUUCUCGAACAUCUCCCCCGCCCGCACUCGCUCCGACUGGGCCACUCCCAGCAGAGUUUUAUUUUUCGGUCUUGCCCCGGCUGGGCCCGGCCGGGGCGGGUGGCUCAACCGGGCUCUCAAUCGGCGCUCCGCCGCCGCCGCCGCCCAGCUGCGCUGGGGCGCCCUCCGGAGAUGCUGCCGUGGAAGAAGCACAAGUUCGAGCUGCUGGCCGAGGCGCCGCCACGGCAGGCGUCCAAACCCAAGGGCUACGCGGUGAGCCUGCACUACUCGGCGCUCAGCUCUCUGGCACGGGCGUGCCCCGAAGGCGCGCUCAGCCGGGUGGGCAGCAUGUUCCGCUCCAAGCGCAAGAAGCUGCACAUCACCAGCGAGGACCCAACUUACACCGUGCUCUACCUGGGCAAUGCCACCACCAUCCAGGCGCGCGGCGACGGCUGCACCGACCUAGCGGUGGGCAAGAUCUGGAGCAAGAGCGAGGCGGGCCGUCAGGGAACCAAGAUGAAGCUGACUGUGAGUGCGCAGGGUAUCCGCAUGGUGCACGCCGAGGAGCGUGCGCUGCGCCGCCCGGGCCACCUCUACCUGCUGCACCGCGUUACCUACUGCGUGGCGGACGCGCGACUGCCCAAGGUCUUCGCCUGGGUGUACCGGCACGAGCUCAAGCACAAGGCGGUAAUGCUGCGCUGCCACGCGGUGCUGGUGUCCAAGCCCGAGAAGGCGCAGGCCAUGGCCCUGCUGCUCUACCAGACGUCAGCCAACGCUCUGGCGGAAUUUAAACGGCUCAAGCGGCGGGACGACGCUCGUCACCAACAGCAGGAGCUGGUGGGCGCGCACACCAUCCCGCUAGUGCCUCUGCGCAAGCUGCUCCUGCACGGACCCUGCUGCUACAAGCCGCCUGUGGAGCGCAGCCGCAGCGCGCCCAAGCUCGGCUCCAUCACCGAGGAUCUGCUUGGCGAACAGCAGGAGCAGGAGCUGCAGGAGGAAGAGAGAGGGGUGCACACGGAGGGCUGCCCGGAGGAGGAGGAGGAGGGGGAUGAGCAGGAGGACCGAGCCGGGGAGGGAGACCCGGCAGAGCAAGAGGCCGAGGCGCAGCGGGCGCUGGUGGUGGCCAUGCACUUCGAAUGCGGGGACUUGCUGGACACGCUGGAGAGUGGCCGCGAAGAGGCGCUGGGGGGCGGCGGGGUCUCGUCGGGCCCUGAGGCCGGGUCGCCGUCUCUGCUGCUGGGCAGCACCUCCGACAUGAAGGCCGAGCUGUCCCAGCUUAUUAAUGAUCUGGGAGAGCUCAGCUUCGGCAACGACGUGCGCAGCCUGCAGGCUGACUUGCGGGUGACGCGCCUACUGUCGGGUGAGAGCACGGGUAGCGAGAGCUCCAUCGAAGGAGGGGGCCCGGAAGCCACCACUACCACCGCCGGCGACCAGUCCGACCCCGCCGACUGCGCCAGCCCAGACAAGCCCCACUCAGGCUGAGCUCCCAGCAAUGUCUUGUGCGCGCCCCUGUUGCCCCAUCGUGACCCUCCCCCCCUCCCGUCUCUCCACCACUUCCUUACCUUCCCGACCCCCCCAAAAAGGGGAAAGGGGACACUUGAGGCCCAGACCCUCCCCCACCCCCAUACGUUUGGCUCUGUUUGAAGCAGGGCUCAGAUUGCACGUGGAGAUAUGGUGGAGGGAAACCCUACAAGGAAGGGGGGGAGAGAGGCAGCCCUCUGGGGUCUGGGGAGGGGAAGGGCAGCUGGUGUUAGCAAAGCCCCGCAGGCCAGUUUCCUGUUUGUGGGCAGCUGGGACCUGAGGAGGAGGGGUUAACUUCCUCCACCAGCCCCCAACUGGGAGCGGCCUGGCGCUGUCACUGACAUGUCAUUAAAAAAAAAAAAAAAAAAAAAAGGAUUUGCUCUCACAAUGUUUGAGGCUUUAGUGCCACCUCCUUGCCCCCAGUCUUUUUGGUGCGAGAGCUUGGGUUGUUUACCUCAGACUCAGACCCUUGAAAUUCUGCCAAAUUCCUCAAAUAACUGGUGGGGAAGGGAGGGGGGGAGAAAGAAAGUUGCAUUUUGUUUACAGUUAAAGACAUCUAAUAUCUAAAAAAGGAGUUUUCCUUUAGAAACACACACACCUUGCUCCCGCUCAAAAGAUCUCACUCCAUGAUACUGUGUAAAAUAUUUUUGCACUGUUGUGAAGUAUUUUUGACAUUUUUUUUUUGUACAUAACUAUGUUCUCAGAGUCCAAUGUUUAUAUCUUUUGCUGUGCAAAAGGGACAUGUAAAAUGUUGUUCAGUUGUAUAUACAGAAAUGUGUAUAAAACAUUUUGUUAUUUUUAAAGAGUAGCACUGCUCUGGUUCUGUUUGCCGGCCAGUGGGGAGAGAAUAAAGAGGAAAAUUUAACAGAACAGGUGAGCGUCUAGACCUGCUUCAGAAAAUGCUUGGCUGUGGGGCUGUGCGGCAGAGGGUGUGACCUAGCUGGGAUGGAGUGGGAGGACAGUCUUUGUUCUUUGCGGGCUUGGAGGUAAUUAGGGAAGGGGAACCCAGUUUAUGCAUAGCCUGGGGCCUUUCUGGUCCUCUGCAGCUCUGGGUGCUGCAGCUGGGACCAUAUUCUUCACUUAUUAUUAGUUGUGUGAGCGUAGGCUUCUUCUGGCUUCUUUGAGGCAAUUCUUGGAGAUGCCGGGUGAGUUCUGUUCCUCGUUGCCAGACCUGUGAGGUUAUUUAGGGAGGGGUGACUUUCAAGGUCUUCUGAGGUUUUACCGCCUCCUUCUGUGGUUCACCUUUUCCUUUCCAGACAGCUCAAGGAGCUUUAGAGAUGUGAAUUAGAGAACUAAGGAAAGUCCCCAUGAUGCUCUCUGAGGAGUGGGAGCAUCUCUGUUUUUCCUGGGAGGAAAGUCAAGGAGAGAGGAAAGUGGAAAGGUUCCAGUCAUGGCUUGAAUGAGUCAUGGUGCACGUGCGGUGGGGUCGGGUCAGGGGCAGGUGGAAGAGCCUAUUUCCUUUCCUUCUACAACCCAGCAUGACCCAGUGGGAGAAUGGUUUGGAGGUCAAGGCAGAGGACUGUUAGAGCUUGGUCUGUGUGUGUGUCUUAGCGUUUUCAUGCUUUCCGGGUGUUUGUUUCUGUUGUAAACUCCAAACAGAUGUCUCUAGUUUGGCUACGCCCGAUCAGCUGGAAGCUGUAAUAAGAUUCUGCCAAAACUGUGCCUUUUGCAAACUAUUUUUUCCCUUUGCCCCUAUGGGCCUCUUUUCCUGUGUUGCAGAAAUUGAUCGCUUGCCUGGUCUUCCCUAGUGUAGUGUCCUGAGGCCCUUGGUUUUGUUUUCAUCAUAAAUAUGUUCUGAGCAGCUAGACCCAGUGA
Messenger RNA from Kogia breviceps (pygmy sperm whale), 4048 nucleotides. It is a transcript of the gene FAM43A, whose product is annotated as family with sequence similarity 43 member A. NCBI's taxonomy places the organism in Eukaryota, Metazoa, Chordata, Mammalia, Artiodactyla, Physeteridae. The record is from RefSeq and is a predicted model, not a curated record.